AUGAUAAACAAUUCAGAUGAUCUUGACUUUGUAGUGUUCGGAUCGAAUGGAUACAGAGCACAAUUGGAAAGCAAGACAUUUUUUGGUUCAACAGCUGAUGAAUUAUUGAAGAGGGCAAAGGCAAACAUUAUAAUGGUACCUUGA
Messenger RNA from Paramecium tetraurelia, 144 nucleotides. RefSeq lists its product as uncharacterized. The transcript has a single exon. The record is from RefSeq and is a predicted model, not a curated record. NCBI's taxonomy places the organism in Eukaryota, Ciliophora, Oligohymenophorea, Peniculida, Parameciidae. Bases 1 to 144 code for a protein of 47 amino acids.